AUGUACGACGAAAACGAGGACUUCGCUCCUGAAGACUUGGCCUGGGUCGCGGCCGACGUCGCAAAGAACGAGGAAGAAGAGAUGAAUCGCGCUCUUCAGGCGAGCCGAGCUACAAUGGGAGAUGGAGUGCCACCUCGUCCUACGAGCGCUAGGGCCGCCAGUCAGCCCGAGGACGAAGACGAGGAGACCCUUCUUGCGCUUUCCGUCAGCCGGGUAGUGACAGAAGAGGCGGACCGGAAACGCAAUGCUGACGCAGAGGCGGACCACCAACGCCUUCUCGAGGCUCAAAGGCAGUCUGAGCGUGAAGCACAGGCUGUCCAUCAGGAACGCGAGGAUACUCUUGCUGCGCUUUCCAUCAGCCAGGUAGAGGCCGAACAGGCGGAUCAGAAACGCAAUGCUGACGCAGAGGCGGACCAACAACGACUUCUCGAAGCUCAAAAGCAGUCGGAGCUUGAGGCCCUAGCUGCCGAUCAGCAACGCAAUGCUACCCGAAAAGCUGAACUACAGUCUCUAAAGGAUGAGCGUGCUCGGGCUCAAGCUGCACGAUUACGCCAAGAGAUCUUUGAUCAAGCCAUCGUCGAGAGCAAGGUGGCAGCCGAGACUGAGCAGCGGCAACAUGAACAAGAGUUUGCGUGCCUUCAGGAGGCAUACGCUGUGCGUGGCCUGAGCGAGGACGAGCAGCUGCAGAUGGCUUUAAGACAAAGUCAAGAUGAAGAACAUUCUCGGGAAGUUGCACAGGUCGGGCAACUUCGAGAGGAUAUGCUGCGCUGGGUGAGCGAGCAAGAACAAAACUCUGGACCACCAGGCGAGCCAUCGGCUACCCAGCGUUCAGAAGACCGUCCAGUUUUGGGGGCCAUGGCGUCAUAUCCUCCAGGUCCGGUCACUGAGCAGCAACAAAGGAGCGUGGCCGAUGCUCAGGAGUUCAUUGACAACCCGAAUGGAACCAAUGUGUCUACGCGAAGCGAAUCGUUCCCUGGCGCAUAUCCGCCAUCGUCGCAAGCAAGUGGUGUACCGAGUCGGCUGAAUACGGUAUCGUCCGGAGGGACAUUCUUCACAGCCCAGGAAACGCAGGCACCUCAGCGCGUUUCAACACCACAGGUCACUCUCUCCGAUCUCUGGAAUCAUCGGGACCGAGAUAUUUCUCAGCGGGAAGGACCAGACCACCGUCCGUUCACACCCGUUUCGUCAUCUCCACGUUCAAGCGAAGCCUCAUCUGCUAUUCGACCGCCGUCGUCUCGCACGUCUCAGGGAAGUUUUACGCGUAAGCCUGUUGCAAGAUCUCAGCACGCUACUUCCGUUGCUGCUGAGCACCCACCGCCAGCCACUGCUGCCGAUGCUGUCAGUUCGUCUGACGUGAUCUCGUCUGGCUUGCGGCAGGACCCGGUGACAAACAUAUUCAACGCUCCGGUCAGCGUGACCAUCAAUAACUUUCCCGAAGCGCCCAAGCCCUCCCAGAAUCUACUAAAGCAAGUCUUUAAUAAGAGCAGGCAGACUAACAAGGGCAUUAAAGUUGUCGAGCAGAAAGGGCCAGGGUUUUACGUCAAGGGUAUAGCUGAAGCAGCACUAAAGAGUGGCACAACAUAUGUCAAUAAGAAGACAAGCUGGUUUCAGCCCAAAUCCUCUUCUACGGCUGAACAGUCUAUACUCAGGGAUUUUGAGGGAACAGGUCGAGCAUAUGUACCCCCAUUCGUGGACACGGGCAGCAUUGCUAGUCCUUUGCCUUCGAGACAGCCUUUGCACGUCGUGAACCCAAGUCCAUCGCGGUCGACUCCCACGAUCCCAGCGACGCCAAAGGUACCUGAGACCUCACAUCAAAUGAUGACAACAGGAAUUACACCUCGAAGGUCACCACGCUCCGACCUGAGCAUGGCUCAUACGAGAAGGCCGCUGCAAUCAGAAUUACCCGGACGACAGAGUGAUGAGCUCGCCACUCCUCGGCCGUCUACAUUUCAGCGGUCGGUGACGUCACCUCCGCUGGCAGCGAUGAUACAGUCGAGACCAAUAUCGCUGGAUCAGUCAACUGUGUCCCAGAUCUCCGACGUGAACGGUAAUGCCGUGACUCCGCCUAGCGUCUGUCAAUCGAGAGUGAGAAGCUCGAUGGACAACGAUAGUUUCAGGUGCGGUUCUGAACUCCGGCCUGAGCCCCUGAACGUGCGCAAGCAGCCUCCUCGUGUGCCACCAAAGCCUUUGGAGUUGGCGAGCCCUAUGACGCGCACGGAACCUCCUCCUCCGCCUCCUCCUGCGAGCCGCAACCCGAUGACGAGGCGUAUGCUCAGCGAACCAGAAGAAGGGUCUGGGUGGUUGCAUCAACCAGUGCAGUUCACAAUAUCAAAUCCGACGCAAGGGCCAACAAUAGGCUCACCGGAUUCCAUGACGGUGACACCCCCAACACCUCGGCGGAUCAACGUAGAUUUGAACCGGCGCAGUCAAUUUGGGCCUAUUGAUACGAGCCUGGCGAACGUGCCUCAUGGUGAACGUCGCAUCGACGAGUUCAGCUCGCGUUCAAUGAUGGAUCUAGGCAUGAUGGGCCAAGUAGGCAAUCCUGCGAUAAUGGAGACACUGCGUGGACAGUACGAGCAGACCUAUGCCCGUCCAUCGCACGUGCAGCAGGAAAGGCUGAACUCGGAUGCGAGGGCAAGGAAGAAGGAGAAGGAUACGCAGAAGGCUUUACGGAAGCAAUUUUGA
Messenger RNA from Alternaria incomplexa, 2685 nucleotides. RefSeq lists its product as uncharacterized. Bases 1 to 2685 code for a protein of 894 amino acids. The transcript has 2 exons. The record is from RefSeq and is a predicted model, not a curated record. NCBI's taxonomy places the organism in Eukaryota, Fungi, Ascomycota, Dothideomycetes, Pleosporales, Pleosporaceae.